Messenger RNA from Staurois parvus, 395 nucleotides. Lineage: Eukaryota; Metazoa; Chordata; Amphibia; Anura; Ranidae. The record is from the annotation of a GenBank genome assembly.
AUGCGCUGUGUCCCUCGGACACAGCGGAUCAUUGAUCACGGAAAGAGCCAAAGAUGUCGGCUCGGUCAUGUGAUCAGCUGUGUCCAAUCACAGCUGAUCACAUGGGACAUGCACACUGAUCAUCAGGGCACUGAUGAUCAGUGUGCCCUGAUGAUCAGUGUAGCCCCAGCAGUGCCAGCUGUCAGUGUCCAUCAGUGCCAGCUGUCAUUGUCCAUCAGUGCCAAAUCAAUGCCAUAUAUCAGUUCCUAUUAGUGCACAUCAAUGCCACACAUCAGUGCCCAUCUGAGCUGCCUUUCAGUGUCACCCAUCAGUGCCAGUCAGUGCCACCUAUCAAUGCCAAUCAGUGCCACCUAUCAGUGCUGCCAAUCAGUACAGCCUAUUAGUGCCAGUCAGUG